AUGACUUUCAUUACAAGAACAAUCGCCGUUUCAUCCCUUCUCUCAGUAUCAACUGCAUUUACGGCCUCGCCAAGCAUAAUUGACAGAAGAUUCAAGAAUACUCCUGAAGGACCAGAAGGAAUGAGGACUACAUCAACGAGAUUCUUCGCCGAUAAUGUUGCAUAUUCGUAUGACAUGGGGAUCGGCAAGAACGAACCACUUGAUACGGAUGAUGCUACCGAUCAUACCGUCCUUCCUGAAAGCAUUGUUAGUGAGGAUGACGACAUUUAUGGAGCAGCUCAGUUCAUGGCCCAAUACGAGUCGACCAACAAGUUUCCAUCACCAUUGGACGAUUCGUCCUCGCAGCGGCACCAACAUCACCAUCAUCAAACAGCAGAACACAUCAAUACAGUCAAAGCAGCGCAAACCAAAACCAAUAGCAACAAAAAGAAGUCGCUUCCGAAAGUACAAUUCAAGAGACAGUUGGAAGACGUCUUGUACAUUUUGACGGACGAUUUGAGUGAACACGCGACAGCCAGUACAGCAUCUGGCGAACUUGACCCCAGCACAAACAGAAAUCAUCGUCCAGUCAUGAUGAUUCAAGAAUCAUCUAGUAAUCGACAACUCGACAUCAAUUCCGUAUGGGUUGAAAUGUUGAUUCAUCAUCAGCAAAAUAUUGGAGCAGCACCUGUGCACCAAAAACAAAUGGCAUAG
Cylindrotheca closterium is the source of this 693-nucleotide messenger RNA. NCBI's taxonomy places the organism in Eukaryota, Bacillariophyta, Bacillariophyceae, Bacillariales, Bacillariaceae. The record is from the annotation of a GenBank genome assembly.